Molecule: messenger RNA, 891 nt
Organism: Fusarium subglutinans
Lineage: Eukaryota; Fungi; Ascomycota; Sordariomycetes; Hypocreales; Nectriaceae
Product: phosphotransferase
Exons: 1
Coding region: 1-891 (296 amino acids)
Source: RefSeq, a predicted model, not a curated record
AUGACAAGCCCCUCAGAAGUAGAACAAGAAGAGCCGGAAGAGAUGGGAGCUGAGAAAAGGAACGACGAACACGAUGCACUUCCCAAGUAUUUGAAGUGCAGUUAUCUUGAUGCUGUUAUCGGUAAAGAGAUCCAUAACUACUGGGGAAAUCGAGUUCUGGAGCAUACCAACUCCCACGGCCAAAUUCUAGCUCUUAAAGUUAGCAGUCCAAAUGGCAUUGACCGCUCUCAAGCCGACAUGAUGCACUAUGCCGCAACGCAUGGGGUAUUAGCACCCAAGGUUCGCGGAGUCUACGACAUCAUCACCAAACGACCCAUUGCAUGUGUCAUGAUUAGCGAGCGUGUUCCUGGAGUGCCUCUUGUCACCGUGUGGCAGAACAUGUCUCAAACUGAGCAGGCUUCCAUCAAAGAGCAACUUCGUACUCAGAUAAAACAAAUGCGUACUUUGGUACAGCCGUACAUAGGCCGUGUCGACAAGCAACCUACCCGCAACAUAUACAAUACCACUUUUGCUAGGCCCUGCGGUCCAUUCGAGGAUGAGGAAGCUUUUGAUAAUUGGUGUCUCGACAGACUUACCGGAGGCUCCCUUCAGCGCUGGAAAUGGAAGAGAGUGCUAGAGCGGCAACGACGCAAAUCUACCGGACGGUGUGUCCUUACGCAUGGCGAUCUAUCACCGCGUAAUAUCAUGGUUGACGGAAGUACCAUCACAGGGAUAAUCGACUGGGAGCUGAGCGGGUUUUAUCCUGAGUAUGUGGAGUACGCUUUUGCUUUAGGUAUUGGUCCUGGGAUGGAGGAGUGGUGGAAGCCUGUCUUAAAGGAGAUACUGGAGCCGUGCUCUUUAGAAAUGGUCAAGUUCACGGGACUGAUCGAGGAGAGAAUGGGUUCUUACUAG